Messenger RNA from Zymoseptoria tritici IPO323, 678 nucleotides. RefSeq lists its product as uncharacterized. Lineage: Eukaryota; Fungi; Ascomycota; Dothideomycetes; Mycosphaerellales; Mycosphaerellaceae. The record is from RefSeq and is a predicted model, not a curated record. Bases 1 to 678 code for a protein of 225 amino acids. The transcript has 2 exons.
AUGCUUGGACGGAUGUUGUUGCGCCGCGGGGUGCCUGCGGUCGUGCGCCCCGUGACACGCACCAUUGUCCUGCCGAUUCGAUCCUAUGCGACACCUGGUCGGCCAAAGAGCGUCGUUGGGGAACCCUCCCGCCCUGUCAAACGCGCCGUGAAGAAGGCGGCCGCAAAGCCGGCCGACGGCAGUUCCCCUGCGGCGAAGAACGUCGCAGCCAAGCGUGACGCCGCCGCGAAGAAAAGCAAAAAGACAUCUCCAACGAAGCGACAGCCUAAGCAAUUGACGGAAGCGCAAACGGCAGCAUUGAAAGAGCGUCAAGCCAAGGCCAAGGCUAGGAAACAGGUGGUCGUGGAGAAGGAGAAGCUGAAUGAGCUGAAGAGGAUCGCUCUAAGCCCGCCUAAACUCGUCGGCGACAAUCCUUAUGCUGUGUUUACCAAGGAGAAGAACAAGGAGCGAGGAUCCCUCUCAACAGCGUCGGAGUCAUCCACAAGAGAGACCCGGCUCAAGAACUUCACCAAGCGCGUUACGGCAGUCGCAGCGGAAUGGAAGUCUCUGAAUGCCGCCGAGCGUGAGAAAUACCAACACUUGUAUGCUCAGGAUCUUGCUCGCUAUCAGGCAGAAUAUGAGGUCACGUACCAGCACGCUCCGCCAGCUGCGAGACUUCCGCUGGCCUCAGCUGCUUGA